GCAUUCGCCUCGAAAUACCUGACCACUGACGCCACGUAUAAGACAACGACGGAACAGGAGUUCAAUUGCCUGACCCCCGAGCACAGUAUGAAAUGGGGGGCCGUCGAGAGUGUGCGGGAUCAUCCGGUGUACUCAGCGCCCGACAAGCUCAUAAAAUUUGCCCGGGCCAACCAGAUGAAGGUCAGGGGUCACGCGCUGGUAUGGCACGACCUAGUACCUAAAUGGGUACAGGAGAUGGAGCACAAUGUGACAGAGCUCGAGGAGGUCAUGAAAAAGCAUAUCGUCGACGAGAUGACCCAUUUUAAGGGCAAAAUAUACGCCUGGGAUGUCGUGAAUGAGGUACUUGAGGGCGAUGGCACCUGGAGGAACACCAUAUGGCACCGGGCGUUUGGCAGUAGUUUUGUGGCCGAAGCUUUUAAGACCGCCCGUACCGCCGACUAUAGCGCUAAGCUGUAUAUCAACGAGCAUUCAGUCGAGGGUAAGAAUAACAAGUCGGACGCCCUCUACAGCCUAUGUAAGGAGCUGUUGGCACAGGGAGUUCCCGUACAGGGGGUCGGUAUGCAGGCCCAUCUGAUUUUGGGUCAAGUACCCAAAGAUAUGGUAGAGAAUAUGCAGAGGUUCGCCGAUUUGGGACUGGAUGUAGCGAUUACUGAGUUGGAUAUCCGGAUUAAACUGCCCACCAGUAAGGAACUGGAGGCACAACAGGCCCGGGAUUACGCACAGGUGUACAGCAACUGUUUGUCGGUGAAAAGGUGUGUCGGGGUAACGGUGUGGGGGUUUACCGAUAAGUACUCCUGGAUGGUGGACGCCUACAAGGAUUACGGGGACGCCUUCCUAUGGGAUAAGAACUAUAAGCCUAAGCCGUCGGUCACUGCCAUUGAAAAUGUGUUGAAAUAA
This is a messenger RNA of Oppiella nova, 897 nucleotides long. The record is from the annotation of a GenBank genome assembly. NCBI's taxonomy places the organism in Eukaryota, Metazoa, Arthropoda, Arachnida, Sarcoptiformes, Oppiidae.